AUGCAGACUGCUAAGGUGAAGAUGAAGGACAUGGUGAGCUCGGCCAAGGAGAAGGUGAACGAGGGCACGGCCAAGGCGCAUGGCAAGACGGGCAAGGCCACCGCGACGAGGCACGGUGAGAAGGAGAUGGUCAAGGAAGAGACGCGCGCCAACAAGGCCCAGGCCAAGGCGCAGAAGCACCAGGAGAAGGCCGAGCACCGCGCCGAGGCUGCCACUGCACACCACGGCACGCGCGUGCCCCUCACCGGCCCGCGCGACAACCACACGCCCGUCGCUGCGGAUCCAGCCUACCCGGGCACCGGCGUGUACCCGGCUGCCAACUACAACAAGUAUAUCUAG
Messenger RNA from Lolium rigidum, 339 nucleotides. Its product is annotated as late embryogenesis abundant protein 18-like. Gene Ontology annotation, biological process: embryo development ending in seed dormancy. The record is from RefSeq and is a predicted model, not a curated record. The coding region runs from base 1 to 339 and encodes 112 amino acids. Lineage: Eukaryota; Viridiplantae; Streptophyta; Magnoliopsida; Poales; Poaceae. The transcript has a single exon.